This is a messenger RNA of Pogonomyrmex barbatus (red harvester ant), 783 nucleotides long. RefSeq names its product endocuticle structural glycoprotein SgAbd-1-like. Gene Ontology annotation, cellular component: chitin-based extracellular matrix. The record is from RefSeq and is a predicted model, not a curated record. Gene Ontology annotation, molecular function: structural constituent of chitin-based larval cuticle. NCBI's taxonomy places the organism in Eukaryota, Metazoa, Arthropoda, Insecta, Hymenoptera, Formicidae.
CACGGUUUCGUAUAAAAGCGCAUUCGAGUUUUAUAGCAAUCACACUCGAAAUCUCUCAUCACGUUCCUUCCAUUGGAUUGACUGAUUCGAGCCACUCAAAAUGAAAUUUUUUAUUGUGUCCCUCGCUCUGAUCGCCGUAGCUCUGGCCCAGCAUCCACACCAACCGCACGUGGCCAUCCUGAAACAGGCGCAGGAUAUCUCGCCCGAGGGAUCCUACCAUUACUCUUAUGAGACUGAGAACGGAAUCGUCGUUUCCGAACAGGGCGCGCCGCGCUCCGUUGGUCCCGACGGUACUCCCGCAGUCAUCUCUGAGGGCCAAUUCCAAUACACCGCUCCCGACGGCACCCCGAUUACCCUCCAGUACACAGCUGACGAGAACGGCUUCCACCCUCAGGGUGCCCAUUUGCCGAUCGCUCCAGAGGUACCCGAGCAGAUCCAGAGAGCUGUCGCAUACGUUCUAGCCCACCCACAACCAGAAAGCCAGAAAUAAAUAGUCCAGAAAUAAAUAGCAACAUGACAUUUAGCAACAUCUCCGGACAACGGGUCGACUACUUCUCGAACUACACGAAUAAUAGAUUAAUUAAGGUGUCUUUUUGAUACAUAAAUACAAACGUUUUCUUACAAAAUAUUUCGAUUUUUAUAUUUAUUUGCCAAAUCCACUGUAAUUUGUCAGAAAGAAUAGGUCAGGUCAGAGAGGUUUUUUAUUUUUUAGAGACAUAUUUUUCUAGCUUAUAUUCAAACAGCAAAACAAUUAAUUGGCACAAUAAAAUGUUAAUGAUCAUA